Molecule: messenger RNA, 2478 nt
Organism: Exophiala spinifera
Lineage: Eukaryota; Fungi; Ascomycota; Eurotiomycetes; Chaetothyriales; Herpotrichiellaceae
Exons: 1
Coding region: 1-2478 (825 amino acids)
Cellular component (GO): cytoplasm; nucleus
Source: RefSeq, a predicted model, not a curated record
AUGUUUAUGAUCAAAAAUGGUAUGAUAUUCCGGUCCCGGUCCAUAAUUCUGAAGUCGCGAACACCGCUACUAACGCGGAACCCUCAAAAUAUAGUGAGCAAAUAUCUCUUUGGAGACGUUUCCAAGGAGGUCAUCACCGAGAUCCCUCAAGGCCAGCUCUAUCUGGUCCGCCCCCUCUCCCCGAAAGGCUAUUCUGAGCUCAUCUACAAAGAUGCCGUUGCGAGCAUUCGACGAACUGGUCAAGAGUUUCAGUACCAGCUGGUAAUACAGAGGGCAUACGAGGAAGGUGAAGAGGAGCUGGCAGAAGAUGACGAAGACGAAGGAGUUGAUGCCUUGGAUAAAGACGAAAAGACAUUCCUGCUUGAUCAAGAUCUACAUUUCAGAUCUGAACAGAGAUCUGGCGGUGAGACUGUUUUGGCCUGGCGAGAUUUAAGCGGAGAUCCGGGCGACCUUUAUGAGUUCGUCUGCGAUACUUCAAUCCAACAAGAAAAGAUCCAGACGUUCUUGCUCGCUGCAAUUGACUGUCAGUAUGAACGCAAACAUCGAAGGUCGGCCCAAAGAGCAACCGAUGCCGAACUUAGAGAGUUUUACUUUGACAACGAGGACGCCAUUCCAGCUGCCAGCUCGGUUUCCCCUGCCAAGGACGACAUACCUACCUCGAAGGAGUCAGCCCAGCGCAUGGCCAAGGAUGUGACAUCUCCCCGCAAAGCGAAUGAAUCGAAGACCACAGGUGUUGUCUCAGCAACUACGGAAGCGCCGUCUGCAAAGACUGCGCCAGCCUCUGGAGAGGUAUUGACCAAGCAGAAAGCCGAGUUGCAUCUCUUUGAUUUCCAAACAUCAACCUUUAUCUUACAGGAUGCCUCCGUCUUUGCUGUUGUUACUGAUCUUGGAAAGUGGCAAUAUUGGCUGCAGAUUACAAGCUCUGACGGCCGUGAGUGGCUGGGCCAACAAAUUGUUGCUGAUAUAAAUCCAGUGUUCAAUUUUGAAUACUUGUCAGCGAUUUUCAACCAUUACACCGAUGACGGCUCAGCGUAUUCUUGGCUUCUACGGUUUCAGGACCAAGCCACUCUCGAGAACUUUCAAGAAGGUAUCAUGCAAGCAUUAUGGGAGCAACUUAAUGAAAUGAAGUGGGCGAAAGUCAACGAGCCCGAGCGAGAGUAUGUUUUUGAAGCUUUUAAUGAGCUGACCAUGGACGACGUUCCAGAAGAAGCCGAGGAAGAUGAGGAGGACGAAGAAGACGAGGGCGAGGAUGAUGGCGCUCAGCGAAGUGAGCAUUACGAUACGGACGAAUCCGAGGAUGAUCUCGAUUUACGGGAUAGUGAUGGCAACGUGAAUUCCCAGUUGGCAGUCGGCACCAAACACGACAGGUCCUUCGUCAUUCGAGGGUCUAAGAUCGGCGUCUUCAAGCAUCUUCCAAACCGGCAUCUUGAAUUUACCACCAACAUUUCCAAGGUCGAAACCCCAAAAGGCAAGCUAUUCAGACCGAACAAAGUCAUGCUGCACGCCGAAGACCAGAACAUGGUGCUACAAGACGAGUCCAAUCCCAACGCCCUUUACCGUAUGGACCUGGAAUACGGCAAGAUCAUAGACGAGUGGAAAGUCCACGACGAUAUUCCAGUGACGAAUUUUGUGCCGGAAACAAAAUUCUCUCAGCAGACGUCGGCGCAGCCAUUUAUUGGUCACAGCAGGAAUGCCCUUUUCCGAAUCGAUCCUCGUGUUGCUGGCAACAAGCUCGUCGAGGCCCAACUGAAACAAUAUGUUUCUAAGAACGACUUUUCGGCCGCUGCCACGACAGAAAAGGGCCAUGUCGCCGUCGCCUCUAAUAAAGGUGAUGUCCGUCUCUUUGACCGCCUGGGUGUCAAUGCUAAGACUCACAUCCCUGCGCUCGGUGAAUCUAUCAUUGGUCUUGAUGUCAGUGCUGAUGGGCGCUGGCUACUUGCUACAUGCCGUACCUACCUACUUUUGAUCGAUACUUUGCAAAAGGACGGUAAAUACGAGGGCAAGCUGGGCUUUGAGCGCUCUUUUGCCAAAGAUAGCAAGCCCCAGCCACGCCGUCUUGCUCUGACCCCCAGUCACGUCGCGCAAUUCCAGCAUGAGACGGGGGCUCCUCUCUCCUUCACCCCGGCAAAGUUCAACGCCUCACCGGAAAACCCAGAAACCAGCAUUAUCACGUCAACGGGGCCGUUCCUCGUUACCUGGAACCUUAAGAAGGUCAUCGCUGGCAACAAGGAUCCUUACCAGAUCAAGCGAUACGGCGACAAGGUUAUGGCAGAUAAUUUCGAGUUUGGGUCCGACAAGAAUGUCAUCCUGGCCUUACCAAACGAAGUCGACAUGGUUAGUCGAAAGAGUUUCAAGAAGCCAACGAGGGAAAGUAUAGCUGGGCCAGCCGCGAGGUUGAGUGCGGGAGGCUUAGCUACACCUCGCCGAAGUGGCAGACAAAGUCACCUGCGAGACGAAAUUGUGAACAGUCCGUAUUAG